Molecule: messenger RNA, 1200 nt
Organism: Callorhinchus milii (elephant shark)
Lineage: Eukaryota; Metazoa; Chordata; Chondrichthyes; Chimaeriformes; Callorhinchidae
Gene: pex3
Product: peroxisomal biogenesis factor 3
Exons: 12
Coding region: 1-1149 (382 amino acids)
Biological process (GO): protein import into peroxisome membrane
Cellular component (GO): peroxisomal membrane
Molecular function (GO): protein-macromolecule adaptor activity
Source: RefSeq, a predicted model, not a curated record
AUGUUGGGAACCGUGUGGGGCCUCGUGAGGAGACACCGCCGCAAACUGGCGUCACCGGGUCCUGCUGGGAGGUCAGGGGGGGCGAGUGCCGUUGCUGCUCUCCCAGGUGUGUAUCUGUUGGGUAAAUACGCUCAGCGGAAGCUCCGGGAGCUCCAGGAGCACGAGGCGGCGGAAUACAUCUCCCAGGCCCGGCGCCAGUUCCACUUCGAGAGCAACCAACGCACGUGUAACAUGACGGUGCUGUCCAUGCUACCAACACUGCGAGAAGCCAUCAUGCAACAGCUCAACUCAGAGAGUCUCACAGCCCUCCUCAAAAACAGACCAGCGAACAAGUUGGAGAUCUGGGAGGAUCUGAAGAUCAUAAGUUUCAGCCGGGGCCUGGUGGCUGUGUACAGCACGUGUAUGCUGGUGGUCCUGCUGAGAGUGCAGCUGAACAUCAUCGGGGGCUACAUCUACCUGGACAACGCAGCCAUGGGCAAGAAUGUCGCUACACAGGCUCCCCCUGAAGUCCAGCAGCAAUACCUAUCUAGUAUACAGCACCUCCUCGGGGAUGGUUUGAGUGAGCUGGUGACGGUGGUGAAGCAGGCCGUGCGGGAGGUGAUUGGGGGCAUCUCCCUGAAACAGUCCUUGACACUUGUGGAUCUGGAGCAUCACAUCCGGACGAUCCGGGAGCAGAUUGAGAGACGACAUUCCCGGAAUAUGGAGCGGCCCAGCACCAGGUCCCCGCUCUGCCGCUACCUGAUCCCUGACGAGGACGACACACUCGCCUCACAGGCCUGCGGAUUGACAGACAAAGACAAGACCACGAUCAAACUACUGAACGAGACGAGAGACAUGCUGGAGAGCUGUGACUUCUCCACUGUGCUGAGCUCCUGUCUGACACGAGGCUUCAGCCGUCUGCUGGAUAACAUUGCCGAGUUCUUCAGACCCACAGAGCACGAGCUGACUCCCAACGGCAAGAUUACCAGCUUGUCCAGCGUCAGUCUGCCUCUGGCCAAAAUCAUCCCGAUUAUUAACGGACAGAUGCACGCCACCUGCAGCGAGACUCCCAGCCACUUUGUUCAGGACCUGCUGAUGAUGGAUCAGGUGAAAGAUUUCGCCGCCAACGUGUACGAGGCAUUCAGUACCUCUGAGCAGCUGGAGAAAUAGCCCGGGGGCCACGGGUGAGAGAAAGGGGGCGGCGGGAGAGAGACGGAGAGA